Molecule: messenger RNA, 1532 nt
Organism: Ruditapes philippinarum (Manila clam)
Lineage: Eukaryota; Metazoa; Mollusca; Bivalvia; Venerida; Veneridae
Product: cephalotocin receptor 1-like
Exons: 2
Coding region: 141-1517 (458 amino acids)
Biological process (GO): neuropeptide signaling pathway
Cellular component (GO): membrane
Molecular function (GO): G protein-coupled peptide receptor activity
Source: RefSeq, a predicted model, not a curated record
AACAGCCUUUAGCUUAUGAGAUAAAACAGAAAUGAAAAUGAAAUACUAAGGGAAAAUGCAAUCUCGUCUGCUACAACACAAUCAGCGGGUUGUAAACAUUUGACGUUCAUAACUGAUUUAGACAAUACAAAAUUACAAGAAUGUCCCAUAAUGGAAGGUUUGCUAUGACUACCGAAGGAAUCGACAAGGUAACCAGUGAAAUGAUCGCCAUAACGACUGCAAACACUGCGAGUAAAUAUAGCUGGAACCAAAAUGGAACUCUCGACGAGGACGAUAUUCGACGAGAUCAAAAUUCAAAAAAGGUUUUGCUGCUCCUUCCGGUUAUUAUAUUCGUAUUUCUGUCGAUUCUAAUCGGGAUUGUUGGAAAUUUCCUUGUGUGUUAUAUAUACAGAUUCCGACUCCGGCGGUCGCCAUCACGUUAUUUUAUUCUGUUCUUGGCGCUUUUGGAUUUGAUAUCAUGUUUUGUAGGGGCAGCUUCAGAACUGACAGAUUUAUUUCAGCCAUACGUGUUCACGGCAACAUGGUCAUGUAAAAUUCUCAGAUUUGGAUUGUCAUUCACAAUUAUAUCAGCAAGCUUUACACUCAUUUGUGUUGCGUUUGACAGAUAUUACAAAGUUUGUAGGCCUCUGAAAGCGUUUCCGGUGAAGAAAGUUAAGAUAUUGUGUAUCGUUGUCGUCUUUUUAAGUAUCCUUCUAUCUAGUCCUGCUCUGGUAAUAUUUGGACUGAAAUCCGUUGAAAUUGAUGGAUAUGACGGACUAUUCGGAACGGAGUGUUCCACGGCAGACACCGUCAGAAAGACCGCGCUUCCUAUUGUUUACUACAUAAUACUCUUCAGCGCGUUUCUUAUACUGCUCACGAGCUUCGUUCUUUUGUAUGUAAAGAUAGGACUUGAAAUUUGGAAAAGAAAGAAAAAGACAAUUGGAGAAACGUUACCUACUUUAAUAAAAGAGAUUAAUAAUGUGCAAUGGACAAGAAACACAAGGACAGAAAGUGUUCCUCUUGACGAUCCAUCUAGUCGCUCCGCAGACGAUUACAGUGAAUCACGUGCCGGAUGUGAAUCUAUAGAAUCACGUACCGGAUGUGACAAUCGAGGUAUCGUUGAAAGCGAAAGCUUUCUUGGCACGUUGGAAAGGACAGACUCAUGUAUAAACGAACAAAACACAAUAAACAGGCAGAAACCUGUUCUGAGGAGACGUAGGUCAAAUUUAGGCCGGAUGUCUAUAAGAACAUUAAGGACUACCAGUAUCUUCUUUGCAGUGUCGGCUGCGUUUGUUCUAAGUUUUCUGCCAUAUCUGAUCGCAAACAUUCUCAAAUUUACAAAAGUUGCUUUCUCUGAUAUACAGAAUCCUGCAGAAGAAGUUGUUUAUAACUUUUGUGUUCGCUCAUAUUUUAUAAGCAAUUGUAUAAAUCCAAUUAUUUAUAGCGCAUUGAAUGUUAAUUUCAGAAAGGAAUGUAAGAAAUUGUUGAAACGUAUUUUACAAAGAAUUAAACUCUGUUGUUUGUGUCGAUCUGAAUAAAUUAUAUCAAAUGUU